AUGAGAGAGGCAGGCAGGAUCGUUGUGCUUCUAUUAGACAACGCAACAUCCCAUCCCAGUGACCUGAAUCUUACACAUGUGAAAUUGGUGUUUCUGCCAGCUAAUACAACCUCUAAGCUUCAGCCUUUAGACCAAGGAAUUAUCAAGAACAUGAACCAGUUCUACAAAAAAAAGCUUCUGAGAUCUGUUGUAUCAAAGAUUGGUGACGAUACAGUGAAUGUCAAUUCUGUGUCAAAGUGCAUCACAGUGCUUGAUGCCAUUCAGUGGGUUUCAACUGCUGUUAAGGAAGGCAAAGCAGAAACAGUGAAUAAAUGCUUCCUGAAUGCUGGAGUAACAGCGUUCGAUGACGCUGAUAUUGAUGAUGAAUUAAGAUGA
Molecule: messenger RNA, 375 nt
Organism: Mya arenaria
Lineage: Eukaryota; Metazoa; Mollusca; Bivalvia; Myida; Myidae
Product: tigger transposable element-derived protein 6-like
Exons: 1
Coding region: 1-375 (124 amino acids)
Molecular function (GO): nucleic acid binding
Source: RefSeq, a predicted model, not a curated record